This is a messenger RNA of Leopardus geoffroyi (Geoffroy's cat), 1646 nucleotides long. RefSeq names its product RWD domain containing 2A (gene RWDD2A). Gene Ontology annotation, molecular function: protein binding. NCBI's taxonomy places the organism in Eukaryota, Metazoa, Chordata, Mammalia, Carnivora, Felidae. The transcript has 3 exons. The record is from RefSeq and is a predicted model, not a curated record. Bases 516 to 1394 code for a protein of 292 amino acids.
CCCCCGCGGUGGCCCGGGGGUUGGGGCCGAGGGUCGUAGGCCACCAGAGUACUGCGACAGUCCCCGCCUCCAAAUUUGGGUUUCGGGGUGGCAUUCCUGCGUUCCUGGGAAGCCAGGGUCCCUAGUGGUCCCAGAUGGGGGUACCAACCCCGAUUGGGGGCCUCUGACAAGGUGGCCUCGGCCAUAAGCCCUUUUCCCGCAUCCCCUCCUUGAUUCUCGGGGUUCAUCUCCCCAGCCUUUGACUCUGGGAGCCUUCUCGAGUCGCUCCCCCCACCAUCCCCGCCACCAUCUACCCGCACCAGCUCGCACUAAACACCAUCUUAUGUAUGUCCUGUAAGACUCCCCCUAAGCCUAGGCCCCUCGGGGCACAGGCCAGCUGUCGGUGCACAACGUUCCUGCAAAACCGCUUCCAGGGAAAGGGACCUUCCGGAAAUUUCUUUGGACGCCGCUGAAAUUGAGAAACCUAGUGCCCCUGGGCUUUUUCGGUUUUCCUGGCAGGUGGAUUUGGAGGCAACAUGUCCGCUUCAAUGAAAGAAUGCCUGCAGCUUCAGCUGCUAGAGAUGGAAAUGCUGUUCUCUAUGUUUCCUAACCAAGGAGAAGUAAAACUCGAAGAUGUAAAUGUCCUGACGAAUAUAAAGAGAUAUUUGGAAGGAAAAAGGGAGGCGCUGCCACCCAAAAUCGAAUUUGUGAUUACACUCCAGAUUGAGGAGCCCAAGGUGAAAAUUGAUUUGCAAGUAACCAUGCCUCACAGCUACCCCUAUGUAGCAUUGCAGCUGUUUGGACGGUCUCCUGAGCUUGACAGACAACAGCAACUACUUCUCAACAAAGGUCUCACUUCUUACAUAGGGACUUUUGAUCCAGGCGAGCUCUGUGUAUGUGCAGCAAUCCAGUGGUUACAGGACAACAGUGCCUCCUAUUUUCUGAACAGAAAGCUCGUUUAUGAACCGUCUACACAAGCAAAGCCAGUCAAGAACACAUUCCUCCGGAUGUGGAUCUACAGCCACCACAUAUAUCAGCAGGACCUAAGAAAAAAGAUUUUGGAUGUUGGGAAAAGGUUAGAUGUGACUGGGUUUUGCAUGACAGGAAAGCCGGGUAUAAUCUGUGUGGAGGGCUUCAAGGAGCACUGUGAGGAAUUCUGGCGCACAAUUAGGUAUCCCAACUGGAAACACAUUUCUUGUAAGCAUGCUGAAAGUGUGGAAACAGAAGGAAAUGGAGAGGAUCUGCGCCUUUUCCAUUCUUUUGAAGAAUUACUCCUGGAGGCCCAUGGUGACUAUGGAUUAAGGAAUGACUAUCACAUGAAUCUGGGCCAAUUCUUAGAAUUUCUGAAAAAACACAAAAGUGAGCAUGUUUUCCAGAUAUUAUUUGGUAUUGAAAGUAAAAGUUCAGACUCCUAGGAAGCCAUUAAGUGGCCUGUGUGUGUAAUUUCAUCACUUUAAGUCAGUAUUUUCUGUUAAUAAGACCAAAAUAAAAGGGCCAGUGGCUGUUUAGUAUCAUCUGUGAGACACCUAGCUCCAGACUUUUUAUCUGAUAAUGAGACACAAAGGCCUUUUACCUUUUCACAGUGCAAUUGUGAUGUUAUCUCUAUGUUCUUAUGUUAACUGAAAACUAUUUAACUACAAGUUAAUAAAAACACUUUAACCAAUGAA